Fusarium oxysporum Fo47 is the source of this 767-nucleotide messenger RNA. Its product is annotated as ribosomal L28e protein family-domain-containing protein. Gene Ontology annotation, biological process: translation. Gene Ontology annotation, cellular component: ribosome; cytosolic large ribosomal subunit. The transcript has 5 exons. The record is from RefSeq and is a predicted model, not a curated record. The coding region runs from base 82 to 561 and encodes 159 amino acids. Lineage: Eukaryota; Fungi; Ascomycota; Sordariomycetes; Hypocreales; Nectriaceae. Gene Ontology annotation, molecular function: structural constituent of ribosome.
UUUGGAACUGGAUAUCUCGACGACGACAACCUCAAGCUUCACUCUCCCCGGUCAAUUUUCACGCCAAAACCUUCAUUCACAAUGUCUACCGCCCAGGAGCUCUCCAACAUUUCCUCGGACCUGAUCUGGGAGAUCGUCCGUGACAACAACUGCUUCUCCGCCAAGAGCAAGAAGAACGGCGGUGUUCAGUUCUCCCGAGACCCCCUUAACCUGACCAACAAGACUUCUCGCAAGCACGCUGGUUUCGUCAACGACAAGGCCCUCGGUAUCUCCUCUGGCGAGAAGGGUGCUAUUGUUGUCACCUCCAAGAAGGCUCAGCCCAACAAGCCCGCCCAGAACCUUGUCAAGACCUCUUACAGCGGAUCCAAGAGCAACCGCAAGACCUACCAGGCUGUUGCCAACCAGGCUGCCAAGAACGGUUACCGUGCUGACCUCCGCUCCGCUGCCGUUGAGCGUGCCUCCGCCCUGAAGAAGUCCAACAAGCCCGUCAAGCCCGAGCCCGAGCAGAAGCUCCGUGGCAACAAGGCCAAGAAGGCCGCCGCCGCCGCUGAGGAGAACUAAGCUGUCUAAUACCAAGAUAGAAAUGUAUUGUGAAUAAGGCUGGGGCAUGAAGCUAUGGAGGCAAGCUGCAUAGCCCACAACUGAUGAAAAGGGAUCAGUGUGGGAAUAGCACAUGAACCGAGGUCUCUGGGUCAUUCACUGCCGGAGUUAGUGAGCUCAAAAUGAAUGAAUAUCUUGCUGACAAUAUCGUCGGCAACCCAAAAUUU